Messenger RNA from Physcomitrium patens, 1882 nucleotides. Its product is annotated as rac-like GTP-binding protein 5. The record is from RefSeq and is a predicted model, not a curated record. Lineage: Eukaryota; Viridiplantae; Streptophyta; Bryopsida; Funariales; Funariaceae. Gene Ontology annotation, biological process: small GTPase-mediated signal transduction. Gene Ontology annotation, molecular function: GTP binding; GTPase activity.
AGCCAGCCAGCGCAGGCCAGACCGGGCCGGACAGGGGACGAGGCGGGGCGGGACGAUCGUCGUCUGCUUUCCUUCGCCUACAGCCCUUCUUCCAAUCCUCCCCUUCCCGGCCCGCUUUACUGUCCUCCUGCCUGCCUCGCCUCUGCAAGCUCGCCCUCUCUCUCUCCCUCCAUCGCAGGUCUUCUUCCUGCUCCCUGCCCUUCGUUGCCGCAGAUCUGGAAAAUACUCCGUUUCUGGUGGCACUUCCGCCACAAUUCGCCCUUCACCGUAGCGACUCUCUAGAGGCUAUUCUCUGCUUCGUGAAAUGCUCCUUUGCCUAGGGAGGUUCGCGUGAGGUGGUCUAGUGUUGAGGUCGGCGUAAGGGGGGGGGGAGUGUGAGGGCGUAGUGCGAGGGCGUCGUGCGAGGGUGUCGUGCGCUAGUCUCGCUUCGGGUGUGGCUCGGACACAAGGUAGAGGACUGCGGUUUCCGCAGAGUUGGAGGGAGUGGAGGUGAGCUGAGCGGGCGAGGUGGUUGUGGAGUGGUGUGUAUGUGUGCAGGUUUGGGGUUCGAGAUAUGGACAAAGCAGCUGGUGUUGUUUUGGAAAUUGCUCAGAGGACAGUGUGUCUUGUGGUUUAGGCAGAUCUGAAGAGCAGAGGAGAUUUUUAUGUCGAGGUUUUUCCGGCGGCACUUGGUUUUUUUCGGUUUGUGAGAUCAUGUAGACUUCGCUAAGUGUGGAACCAGGUCUGUACACAGCGGUUGGAGGACGGAUUUUCAAGAUCUACUGCCAUGCUACACCGUACUUGAAAUGCGUAAUAGGAAGGGAGGUUGAAGCUUUAUUGUAGGAUCGUGACUGUAUAGUUGUCGGCGGGUUAGGAACAUAGCCAUGAGCACAUCUCGGUUUAUCAAGUGCGUUACUGUAGGAGAUGGAGCAGUCGGAAAGACGUGCAUGCUUAUUUCUUAUACCAGCAAUACAUUUCCUACUGAUUACGUUCCUACCGUUUUUGAUAACUUCAGCGCGAAUGUCGUUGUCGAUGGAAACACUGUAAACCUUGGACUAUGGGAUACAGCAGGUCAGGAAGAUUAUAACAGGCUUCGACCUCUGAGUUACAGGGGUGCUGAUGUUUUUCUACUAGCAUUCUCUCUUAUCAGCAAAGCUAGUUAUGAGAACAUCUCAAAGAAGUGGAUUCCUGAACUGAGACACUACGCUCCAUCUGUACCUAUUAUCCUCGUCGGAACGAAGCUAGAUCUUCGAGAUGACAAGCAAUUUUUCGCCGACCAUCCUGGAGCGGCUCCGAUCACAACCUCCCAAGGUGAAGAACUCAGAAAGGCGAUUGGAGCAGCCUCUUACAUUGAGUGUAGCUCUAAGACUCAGCAGAAUGUGAAAGCAGUUUUUGAUGCUGCCAUCAAGGUUGUUCUUCAGCCACCCAAGCAGAAGAAGAAGAAGAAAAAACAAAAGAACUGUGUUAUUCUCUGAAAUUGCCACAACCUGCAUGACUCGGCUCAGUUUUUGGAGCUGUUCAUAAUCAUUGACUUUUAGGCUUGGUCUCGCUUUGGUUAUUCCUUAGCUGACGUCCAGUAGUAUAGUUUCCCGCGUGAUUCGCCACAGAUUAUCUGUGUCCACUUUUUUGUGGAAACCGAAAUCACUUGAAUUGUAGUGUAUUCUUUUCUCCUGCUGGUAAUCUGGUGAUGGACAAUGGGGUGUGAUUUUGUAGAUGGUGCUUUCCGUAACAUUGACCUAAUGGGGGGCUAACUCAUCUCCUAGAAAUGCUCUUGGUCAUCAGGUACGGAACAACCAUCUCCUGCAAGCCAAAAGGGGGCUGCAGUAGAAAUCUUUGUAGACUUAUCAGGCAUUUACACUGGAAGCACCCUCAUUUCAAUGCACUUGCACCAUCUCUUGUGUUA